This is a messenger RNA of Lotus japonicus, 3606 nucleotides long. RefSeq names its product glycine dehydrogenase (decarboxylating), mitochondrial. The record is from RefSeq and is a predicted model, not a curated record. Gene Ontology annotation, biological process: glycine decarboxylation via glycine cleavage system. Gene Ontology annotation, molecular function: pyridoxal phosphate binding; glycine binding; glycine dehydrogenase (decarboxylating) activity. NCBI's taxonomy places the organism in Eukaryota, Viridiplantae, Streptophyta, Magnoliopsida, Fabales, Fabaceae. The transcript is spliced from 15 exons. Bases 328 to 3492 code for a protein of 1054 amino acids. Gene Ontology annotation, cellular component: glycine cleavage complex; mitochondrion; apoplast.
UGGGAGCUCAGUCACCAACCACUUUGCAUUUCCAUCAGAUCUUGAAUCUACACAUUAUCAUCAUUGAUUCAUUUCCAAAAAAUCAAGUCUUUCAUUUUCAUAAUUUCAUUAUCAUUAUUAUCAUAAAUUAUCAUAAAUUCAAUUCAAUACACCCUCAUAUUCACAUUUUUAUACUAUAUAAUUCUCAUACAUUAUCAUCAUUCACCACCCUCCACUCACUCACACACACUCCAAUGGAAUCAUAACAAAAAACAGAGUAUCUCAUUUCUCAUUUCUUCACAUUACUAUCUCCCCUGUUUUCUCAGUCUCUGUGACAUUUCAUCAAACAUGGAGCGCGCACGGAGACUCGCCAACCGCGCCAUUCUCAAGCGUUUGGUUUCCGAAGCGAAGCACAACCGAAAGCAUGAACCGGUGUGGAACUCCGCCGCCGCCUCCACCACCACCGUGCCGUUUUACUCCGCUUCUUCCUCCCGGUACGUGUCCUCUGUUUCUCACUCUGUUCUCAGAAACAGAGGAUCCAAAUCAGCCACCAACAUUCCACGCGCCGCCGCGGGUUUAUCCCAGACCCGAUCGAUCUCCGUGGAGGCGCUUCAACCCAGCGACACGUUCCCGAGACGGCACAACUCCGCUACACCAGAAGAACAAGCCAAGAUGUCACUGGCUUGUGGCUUCGACAACGUUGAUUCCCUCGUAGACGCUACUGUACCGAAAUCGAUUCGGUUGAAGGAGAUGAAGUUCAACAAGUUCGAUGGAGGAUUAACAGAAGGGCAAAUGAUCGAGCACAUGAAGGAGUUAGCAUCGAAGAACAAGGUUUUCAAGUCGUUCAUUGGAAUGGGGUACUACAACACCCAUGUUCCUCCUGUGAUCUUGAGGAACAUCAUGGAGAAUCCAGCUUGGUACACACAGUACACUCCUUACCAGGCUGAGAUUUCUCAGGGGAGGCUUGAAUCGUUGUUGAAUUAUCAGACCAUGAUUACGGAUCUCACUGGUUUGCCUAUGUCCAAUGCUUCAUUGCUUGAUGAAGGUACUGCUGCAGCUGAAGCAAUGUCUAUGUGCAACAACAUUCAGAAGGGGAAGAAGAAGACAUUCAUCAUUGCAAGUAACUGCCACCCACAAACCAUUGAUAUUUGCAAGACCAGAGCUGAUGGUUUUGAACUCAAGGUUGUGGUGGCUGAUCUUAAGGACAUUGAUUACAAAUCUGGUGAUGUUUGUGGUGUUCUUGUUCAGUAUCCUGGUACUGAGGGUGAGGUUUUGGAUUAUGGGGAGUUUAUUAAGAAAGCUCAUGCUCAUGAGGUGAAGGUUGUUAUGGCUUCUGAUCUUUUGGCAUUGACUGCGUUGAAGCCUCCCGGUGAGUUCGGGGCAGAUAUUGUCGUUGGCUCGGCUCAGAGGUUCGGGGUUCCAAUGGGUUAUGGUGGUCCUCAUGCUGCUUUUCUGGCCACAUCACAGGAGUACAAGAGGAUGAUGCCUGGGAGAAUCAUUGGUGUUAGUGUUGAUUCUUCAGGAAAGAGUGCUUUGAGAAUGGCAAUGCAAACUAGGGAGCAGCAUAUCCGUAGGGACAAGGCUACCAGCAACAUUUGCACUGCUCAGGCACUGCUUGCAAACAUGGCUGCCAUGUAUGCUGUAUAUCAUGGACCUGAAGGCCUUAAAGCCAUUAGCCAACGUGUUCAUGGUCUUGCUGGGGCAUUUGCUCUGGGGUUAAAGAAACUUGGAACUGUGGAAGUUCAGGAUCUUCCCUUCUUUGACACUGUGAAGGUUAAGACUUCCAAUGCACAUGCAAUUGCUGAUGCUGCUCUCAAAAGUGAAAUAAACUUGCGAGUUGUAGAUGGAAACACUAUUACUGUUGCUUUUGAUGAAACAAUCACAUUAGAGGAUGUUGACAAGCUUUUCCAAGUGUUUGCUGGUGGCAAGCCUGUCUCCUUCACAGCUGCAUCACUUGCGCCAGAAGUCCAGAGUCCAAUUCCUUCUGGACUAGCUAGGGAGAGCCCUUUUCUGACACACCCUAUCUUUAACACGUACCAAACUGAGCAUGAGUUGCUCAGAUACAUUCAUAGGCUGCAAUCGAAGGAUCUAUCACUAUGCCACAGUAUGAUCCCACUGGGAUCUUGUACAAUGAAGCUGAAUGCAACAACUGAAAUGAUGCCUGUGACAUGGCCCAGCUUCACUGAUAUUCACCCUUUUGCACCAGUUGAACAGGCUCAAGGUUAUCAGGAAAUGUUCAACAAUUUGGGUGAUCUGUUGUGUACCAUCACUGGGUUUGACUCUUUCUCCUUGCAACCGAAUGCUGGUGCUGCUGGAGAAUAUGCUGGACUGAUGGUUAUUCGCGCAUAUCAUUUGUCAAGAGGAGAUCACCACCGCAAUGUUUGCAUUAUACCUGUCUCAGCACAUGGUACCAAUCCUGCUAGUGCUGCUAUGUGUGGAAUGAAAAUUGUCACAAUCGGAACCGAUGCCAAAGGAAACAUUAACAUUGAUGAGUUGAGGAAGGCUGCUGAAAAAAAUAAGGACAACUUAUCUGCACUUAUGGUGACAUAUCCUUCCACCCAUGGUGUUUAUGAAGAAGGUAUUGAUGAGAUUUGCAAGAUCAUUCAUGAUAAUGGAGGCCAAGUGUAUAUGGAUGGUGCCAACAUGAAUGCACAGGUGGGACUUACAAGCCCAGGUUGGAUUGGAGCAGAUGUUUGUCAUCUCAAUCUCCACAAGACAUUUUGCAUUCCUCAUGGAGGAGGUGGCCCUGGCAUGGGUCCUAUUGGUGUAAAGCAACACUUGGCACCAUUUUUACCUUCACACCCAGUGAUACCCACUGGUGGAAUUCCUGCCCCUGACAACUCUCAACCACUUGGUACCAUCUCUGCUGCACCUUGGGGUUCAGCACUCAUCUUGCCAAUCUCUUACACUUACAUUGCCAUGAUGGGUUCUCAAGGACUCACAGAUGCAUCAAAGAUAGCCAUUUUAAAUGCAAACUACAUGGCCAAACGAUUGGAGAACUAUUACCCUGUUCUUUUCCGUGGAGUCAAUGGAACAGUUGCUCAUGAAUUCAUUAUUGACUUGAGAGGCUUUAAGAAUACUGCUGGAAUUGAGCCCGAAGAUGUCGCGAAACGCCUCAUGGAUUACGGGUUCCAUGGACCAACAAUGUCAUGGCCUGUGCCUGGCACACUCAUGAUUGAGCCCACUGAAAGUGAAAGCAAGGCUGAGUUAGACAGGUUUUGUGAUGCUCUUAUUUCCAUAAGACAAGAAAUUGCUGAGAUUGAGAAAGGAAAGGCUGACAUUAACAACAAUGUACUCAAGGGAGCUCCUCAUCCACCAUCAUUGCUCAUGGCAGAUGCAUGGACAAAACCAUACUCCAGGGAGUGCGCAGCCUUCCCAGCUUCAUGGCUCAGGGUUGCCAAGUUCUGGCCUACCACAGGACGUGUUGACAACGUGUAUGGUGACCGCAACCUCAUCUGCACCCUUCUCCCAGCAUCACAGGCUGUUGAAGAACAAGCUGCUGCAACAGCUUAGUGUUCCAGUGACUACUAUUUUCAUUUCCAGUUGUACAUAAACUAUUCCUGUUCAUACAGUAUAUUUGCUUCCUAAUAUGAUAACGAUGAUAAUCACUGCUCUUUAAGUUUCUUA